AUGGCUACCAACACGCGUCCUAGAUAUACAGAUCCCCUCUAUCAAACAGCACACGAGGAAGCUUUCUCGAAGCCGCUCUUCGCAGAAAUCAAAACGGUCCUACCGCCCGAUGUGUCUCAUGAGGAUUUCGAUAGUGCUCUGAAUCAAAUCGUAGAGGCUCUAGGAAAAGAUGCCAUCUUCACCGGUCCAAGUCUGAAGGAUUAUGUCGAUCCCUAUGAAAUCCCAGAGUCUGGACAUGAGAGGAGCGUGCCGAGUGCUGCAGUCUGUCCAUCUUCUGUCCCGGAACUCCAAGCCGUAUUGAAAGUCGUAAAUAAGUACAAAAUUCCAGUAUGGACUUUUUCGCGAGGGAAAAACUUGGGAUAUGGCGGCCCCGCACCGCGGGUUGCUGGCUCAAUCGCUCUAGAUCUACAUCGAAUGAACAAGAUCAUAGAAGUAAAUGAUAAAUUCAGCUACGCGGUAGUUGAGCCUGGAGUUACCUUUGGCGACCUGUACGAAUAUUGCGCGAAGCAUAAACUCAAGGUCUGGCCAAGUACAGCGUCGCUUGGAUGGGGCAGUGUCAUUGGAAAUGCUCUUGAUAGGGGUAUGGGAUUCAUCCCUACUGGUGUACAUCACGAAAACGCCGUUGGUAUGGAAGUUGUUCUUGCCAAUGGUGAUAUCGUCCGUACGGGCCAGUGGGCUAUGUCCAAUUCGCCUUCUGCGCAUGUAACGAAAUUGACUUUUGGUCCUACGAUCGACGGGCUCUUUCUACAGAGCAAUCUCGGAAUUGUGACUAAGAUGGGCAUCAACUUGACACCGCAGCCGCAAGCCUAUAUGGCAUGCUCAUUCGAUGUACCCGAAUUCGAACAUAUUGAAACUAUCGUUGAUGUAUUUGGUGAAUUGAGAAGGAACGGCACGUUGCCUUAUAUGGUAUACGUAUUCUAUAUCGCCGAAUGGGCUACUAUGUUCGGAAAGCAUUCGGAAUGGUGGAAAGGCGAGGGUCCGAUCCCUGAUUGGAGAUUGAAGGAAAUGCAGAAAGAUCUUGAUACCGGUAUUUGGACUGUAAAAUUUGGGCUUUACGGACCAACAGAGCUCAUUAAGGCUCAGUUCAAUGAGGUGCAGAGGGUCAUAACGAAGAAAGCCCCUUUCGGUCGUCUCCGUCAAAUUCUGUUCACCGGUGAAAAUGGCGAUCUUCUUGAAGCGACGGCGGUCGAUCCGGUUUAUGGAGGUGUUAGGGUGGGGAUUCCGAGUAUGUGGAACAUACCUAUGGUAAAUUACUAUAAUCGCCGAGAUGAUUCGGUCGGUGCUCAUGGUGCAUACUCGCCUAUUGUACCAUUAGAUGGAAAGAUUGUAUUGGAAUGGGCUAGGACGGCGAAAGGUAUAUGCGCGGAGCAGGGUUUCGACUUCUUGUGCGAUUUCUUCAUGCAUGAGCGAUAUGCGAUAUUCGUUACUAUGCUCUGCUUCGAUAAGACUAGCCCGGAACAGCGAAGUGGCGUCGACAAGAUUUUCAACGGGCUCUUCAAAGAGGGUAGCAAGCGAGGGUUUGCGAAAUAUCGAGCGCAUAUAAACCAUAUGGAUAUGAACGCGGACCUUUUCGACUUUAACAACCACGCUUAUCGCCGUUUUGUUGAGACCCUGAAGGACGCAUUGGAUCCGAAUGGUAUUCUAUCGCCGGGAAAGAUGGGGAUCUGGCCGGCAAGACUAAAGCAAUUGAGGUCGAAGAUCUGA
Messenger RNA from Hypoxylon trugodes, 1704 nucleotides. Its product is annotated as putative vanilly-alcohol oxidase. Gene Ontology annotation, molecular function: D-lactate dehydrogenase (NAD+) activity; D-lactate dehydrogenase (cytochrome) activity; FAD binding. The transcript is spliced from 6 exons. Gene Ontology annotation, biological process: lactate catabolic process. The coding region runs from base 1 to 1704 and encodes 567 amino acids. Gene Ontology annotation, cellular component: mitochondrion. NCBI's taxonomy places the organism in Eukaryota, Fungi, Ascomycota, Sordariomycetes, Xylariales, Hypoxylaceae. The record is from RefSeq and is a predicted model, not a curated record.